This is a messenger RNA of Dromiciops gliroides (monito del monte), 2797 nucleotides long. RefSeq names its product RIO kinase 1 (gene RIOK1). NCBI's taxonomy places the organism in Eukaryota, Metazoa, Chordata, Mammalia, Microbiotheria, Microbiotheriidae. Gene Ontology annotation, cellular component: preribosome, small subunit precursor; cytosol. Gene Ontology annotation, molecular function: ATP binding; protein serine/threonine kinase activity. Gene Ontology annotation, biological process: maturation of SSU-rRNA. The transcript has 17 exons. The coding region runs from base 435 to 2120 and encodes 561 amino acids. The record is from RefSeq and is a predicted model, not a curated record.
UAGGUUGCAGUGGUAGAGAAAGGGGGUGGAGCAAACGGCCGGGCUUGAAUGUUUAGGGAUAUUCCUCACGUGCUUCUUUAUCUACGGUUGCCGUUGUGACUGGAGUAGCUAAAUUCCGGAUCUGUUACCAUUUGCCCCAGAGCUGGACUUUGUUAAAGGUGUUGCCGUUUAUCUUGGCUAUUUUUAGCCAACCAGUGGCGUCGCUUUGGGGGGGGCUGUGUUGUUUGUCCCUUUCGGCUCACCGUACUUGGUGAGUUCCAGCCCUUCUGCUCUACGUUGAGACGACAUGGCCAGGGCGGAAGAGUAGCGUGAACCGGCAACCACGCGGUGUACCCGGGAAGUGGAGGAACCAGGGAGCCCAGAGCAGCUACAGCCUCCCUUCCCACCCCCCCGACAUAUCCAGGCCUGGUGGGCGAGCACAUCUUGCUUCCGCCAUGAACUACCGGGAGCAGCUCAUGAGCCGGGCUGUCCCGGGGCAGUUCGAUGAUGCUGACUCCUCAGACAGUGGAAGUGUGGCCAGCGUGGAACUGAGCAAAGUGGAGGAAGCUGCAUCUAAAAAUUCUCACCAGACUUGGAAUGAGGUUGAUGAAGAAAUUCAGGAAGAUGAUUAUGAGGAUUAUGAAGAUGAUGAUGAUUGGGACUGGGAUGAUGAAGCUGGGAAACUUACUAAGGGCUCUUCAACUGGAGGGAGUAACCCACAGGCUAACCGACAGACCAGCCACUUCAACUCAGCAAAAAUGUCAACUCCAGCAGACAAGGCCUUAAGAAAAUUUGAGAAUAAAAUUAAUUUAGAUAAACUUAAUCUGGCUGAUUCUGUUAUAAAUAAAGUCACUGAAAAGACUAGACAAAAGGAGGCUGAUAUGUAUCGGGUUAAAGAUAAGGCGGACAGAGCAACUGUGGAACAGGUGCUGGAUUCAAGAACUCGAAUAACUUUGUUUAAGAUGUUAAGUAGAGGAGUCAUAUCACAGAUAAAUGGUUGCAUCAGCACAGGAAAAGAAGCUAAUGUGUAUCAUGCCAGCACAACAGACGGAGAGAACAGAGCAAUCAAGAUUUAUAAAACUUCAAUUUUGGUGUUCAAAGAUAGGGAUAAGUAUGUAAGUGGGGAAUUCAGGUUUCGUCAUGGCUAUUGUAAAGGAAACCCCAGAAAAAUGGUGCAAACGUGGGCAGAAAAGGAAAUGAGGAAUUUAAUAAGGCUAAACACAGCAAAGAUACCUUGCCCAGAACCUAUCCUGCUAAAACAUCAUGUUCUUGUCAUGAGUUUCAUUGGUAAAGGUGACAUGCCUGCUCCACUUUUGAAAAAUGCCCAGUUAUCGGAAUCCAAGGCCCGGGAGUUGUAUCUUCAAGUUAUUCAGUACAUGAGAAGGAUGUAUCAAGAUGCCAGGCUUGUCCAUGCAGAUCUCAGUGAAUUUAACAUGCUGUACUGUAAUGGAGAGGUAUACAUCAUUGAUGUGUCGCAGUCUGUGGAGCAUGAUCACCCGCAUGCCUUGGAAUUCCUGAGGAAAGACUGUGCUAAUAUUUUUUUUUUUAAACAUGGUGUUGCUGUGAUGACUGUGCGAGAGCUCUUUGAAUUUAUCACGGAUCCAUCUAUCACAAAAGACAACAUGGAUGAUUACCUCUUAAAGGCCAUGGAAAUAGCAGCCCAGAGGACAGAGGAACAAAGAUCUAAUCAAGAUCAUGUGGAUGAAGAAGUAUUUAAACGAGCUUAUAUUCCUAGAACCUUGAAUGAAGUUAAAAAUUAUGAGAGAGAUGUGGAUGUGAUGAUGAAGAUGAAGGAGGAAGACAUGGCCUUGAAUGUUCAGCAGGAUAAUAUUCUGUAUCAGACUGUGACAGGUUUGAAGAAAGACUUGUCAGGAGUUCAGAAGGUUCCUGCACUCCUAGAAAAGCAAAGCAAGGAGGAGGUGGAUUCUGAUUCAGAUGAUUCUAGUAGUUCUGAUGACCCUGAUUCUGAAGGGCAUGGAGAUCAGCCCCAUCUCAGGAAACAUCCUGCUGACCCUGAAAUGGACAAAAAGGAAAGAAAGAAGAUGGUCAAGGAGGCCCAGAGAGAAAAGAGAAAAAACAAAGUCCCCAAGCAUGUGAAAAAACGCAAAGAGAAGAUAGCCAAGAUGAAGAAAGGCAGAUAGAAGCCAGGCUUUGUUACUCGAAACCAUAGACCUCCACCUGCUAUGCUUCUUGCCAAAUUCCGAUGUUUCCCUGCAGGAUGGAGUUGGAAAAUGAACUGUUAAUUUUAUAACAUACUGAACCAAGUAGGAACGAUGGUAGUUUCUUUGAAAACUCAUUAUUUAAAAAAAAGAAAAAGAAAACUCAUUAUUGUGGGUUUUUUUGUAUAAUUAUGUAAAAAGUUUUUAGCUCCAUUGUCUCGGCCUGUUCUCUAGCUUUUGGAGUUGAUAAAAGAAUUAUUUAAGCUGGUGGUAUUUUUUUUUUUUGUAUUUACUGUUUUUUAAUCAAACCACUAGGAAAAUAUGACACAGCCUUGAAACUGAACAGGAAGGCUAUAUUAACUGCAUUCAGUAAGAAGUUGGUGUAAAUAAAACAAGAUGUUUUCCAACAUAAUGCCUGGUACUGACAUGAGUUUUAACUGACAGUGUUAACUGGGUAAUUGGUGUCAGCUGCCUCCUGUACUCUGGGGUAGAAAAAAGUUCUGCCUUGCAAUCUGCUUAUGCCCCAGAAGUUUAAGUUGUGUUCCUACCCUUUCCUGUUCUCAGAGGCUCCUCUUAACUUGCUUCUGUUGAAGAGGGCAAAUCAGCAGGACCAGGGUCAGGUAUCACAUAUUUUUGUCCUUUGGGGAAAUUUUCCCCAA